CUCGCUUGAGUCGUCUCACCUUCAGUCAUUCUCUAUCAACAGUCAUUCACUUCAGCUUUGCAAUAAGUCUUUAUUCCCGACAAGAUGCAGUUCCUCGUUAGCUUCUGUCUUUCCUUCGCCUUCCUCGCUGUUUCUGUGCGAGGAGAUCUUCAUCCUGACUGCGUCUGCAACAACGGCGGCACUUACGUCUGGCGCAUGACAACAAAUGCUUGUACCGUAUACAACAAUGCAGCCUACCAGUGGGGUGGCAGCAACUACAACACAGCUUCGGGACGAUGUGACGCGAAUAGCGGAGCCCAGCUCGGAGGUAACGAAUGGGAAGCGGCUUGCAAAUCAGUAGCAAAAACGGGUUUCCAAUGUGUGGAUGGUGUUGGCACUUGCUUCGCGGACCCGGAUGAGGUCCGUGGAAGCUGCUCGAAAUAAGGCCGGUAUGACAUACUGUUAGCUGUAUGUGCAUGCAUGCAACCUACUACAAGACCAACACCGAAUCCAAAGAGGUAUAGGUCAGCACGCAUAUGUACCUAGUACCUACCCAGGCUGCUAGGUACUUGUAGAAUAUCUGGUGUUGGGAGGAUAUUAGAAACCUGGAAAUCAUAAAGAGGAACUUGUAUAUAGCAGUUGAAUGUAGGGUGUUGGAAUAUCAUGGAUUGUUUUA
This is a messenger RNA of Annulohypoxylon maeteangense, 655 nucleotides long. RefSeq lists its product as uncharacterized. The record is from RefSeq and is a predicted model, not a curated record. The coding region runs from base 85 to 423 and encodes 112 amino acids. The transcript is spliced from 3 exons. Lineage: Eukaryota; Fungi; Ascomycota; Sordariomycetes; Xylariales; Hypoxylaceae.